UGGACCUCUUCAGUGUGAGUCGCCGGAGCUCCCUCAGCCCGCUCCUUACCACCUGUCCUUGACAGGCCAUUCUUGUCAUUAGUUAUUCUUUUUUUUUUGUUGGUUUUGAAGAAUCAUCUCCCACCGCCUCCAUGAGAGUGCUGAAGGAAGCACUGAUUUGUCCUGGGUUGCCGGCGCUCUGAUGGGAGGCAGUGCCGGCUCUGGCUGGGACUGGGGAUGCUGAGCGGGGGGAGGGAGGGCCUGUUUGAGCUGGGACAGCAGCUCCAGCAGCAGGGGGAGUACCAGGCCGCCUUACACUGCUUCCUCAGCUGCCUGCUGGGACUGACACAUGUGCAGAGCUUCACCUCUCUGCCCAUCUGCCUUCACCAGAUUGCAGAACUUUUUAUCACGGAAAAAAACUAUGGGAAGGCCCUCCAGUUCAUCCAGGCUGAAAAAAUGUUCUACGAGGUGGCACUGAUCGAGCUCACAGCGCUGCACGGGAGAACAGAGCCCCAGGAGGAGCCUUUGCUGGGUUCUGCAGGAUGGACGACCCCAGAGGAGCUCUCAGAGCAGGCCUCCCAGGCUCAGCACCUCGAGCGGCUGGCCCAGCUGUGCAUCAUGAGCAAACAGCCUCAUCUUGCGCUAGAGUACAGUGGUAAGGCUACGAAGAUCCACCAAAAGACCUUUGGUAAUGACCAUCCGAUUACUGCCAGAAGCCUGGAGCUCAUGGCCACAGUCUAUGCUGAGAUUGGCAAGACUGAAUAUUCAGAUUCCUUAGGUCAGUGUGUGUCUGCGCUGUCCAAACGCUUUGCUGCUGCUGAGUCUAUCAGAGAUACGGUCAAAGGUCUUCCUCAUUCUCAUCGGGAGAAACACUCCGAGGUUCGCCACAGAAAGGACACUCGCCAACAACAGGAGGAUGAGCCAAAAGCCAAGUUACCCAAUGGAAGAAUCCCCACAUCCAUCCUCAAGAGGCCAAGCCCCAGUUAUGGGUUGGACACAGAACACAGACGGACAGGUGAACGGAGGGUUCGAUUCCGGGAGCCGGAGACCACGGUGCAUGACAUUCCUUCCUUUGACAGCACAGACUAUGAGGUGACGCCAUCCCGCCCCCACCUGGCCUUGUUCACCUGCCUCUUCCUGAUGAUGUCCUUCCUGGGCGUGGCCAUGUAUUGCACCGACCGGCGGCGGGCGCAGCCGGCAUGCGAGGAGCUGGAGGCGUCACUGGCUGUGUAUCUGUUGCACAUGAAGCAACUUGUGUGGGGCUGUUGGUUAUGGCUGACCAUGCAGUGAUGGACACCAGCCACAGGCGGGGCAUAAACACUCAACAGCCACAUGAUUGGAAAGGUUCAAGUCCAUAUAGAUGUACACUGUAUAUAUUUCCAUUAAGGAGUUGGAUUGUUCACUUCGAUGAGAAAAUUAUAAAAUAAAAUAAUGUUUAAGACGGAAAUGGAGCCACAAAGAAAAUCUUGCCAAGGGUCACAAAAAGCCUGGUGGCGAAAUAUUGGGUGCAUAUUUGGUGAUGGACCGGUUUUACAUUAAAACAUGGAGCUUCUUUUACCUUUUGAAUAUGUGCACAGUGCAGUGAUGGGCAUGGAACUACUUCUUCUACUUCUGACAGUUUUGCACAUUUGCACUCACGUAUCCCUUGCUUGAUUUGAUUCAUCAUCACAGCAUGUGAUUGACAAUGAAUGCAAAUAAUUAUUUUGGUACAAUAGAUAACUUGAGUAUAUGCUGUCAAACCUUUUUGACCGAAUGUGUGUGCACUUAGAUCAUUCAAGAAUAUUAAUUUUAGACACAUUUGCGCGAUCCAAUACAAGAGCUGUAUCAAAAGUUGAGUUUUUAUUGACACUGUCAGAGAUUAUGGCUUUAACGCCACAUUAAUAUAAGUAUACAUAAGUACGUAUUUUACUGUGUCAAUCAAAGCUUUGCCUUAUAACAGUAGGGAAGGGAUUUAAAUGGCCCCAGCCCUGGGUGGCUCUCGUGUGAGAGGAAGGGCGUGGGUUAAUAAUUUGCUAAAAAUGAUGGAAAGCGCCUCUCUAUAGGGAAACUGACGCUGUGGUCAAAGUUGGAAUAGCCACAAAACACAUUUAUUAAAGAUAUUCAACACCACUGCCAUCUGGCAAAAUCGGUCACGUUUCAUGUGUCAGGUAAAUCGCAGGGAAUGAGGCCAUAUGAAUCCCUUUCCUACUGUAUCUUUGUAAAGGCAGAAUCUUUGUAAGAGCACAUGUAGGAUCUGAUUAAAUUGUACAGAUGUAUUUGAUAUGUAGAGUGUGUUUGGCAGCUGUAAUACAGUGCAUGCCAAAUUAGGAGGAGGAUGUCUAUAUAUGGCUUGUUUUUUGUCACAUGGGUUGUCAUGGUUGACAACCCCUGGAAACAGUAGUAGUUUGAGCUUUAAUGACACCCUUUGUGCUGGACCCUCUUGCAAUAUAAUAAGGAUGGACUUUCCCUUAAUACAAUAUACUUUUUUUGACCAUGUAAUGAACAUGAGGCCCAGCAGGUAAACUUACAUCCUGCCUGUAAAGUGUCCCCAUCUGACACACACAUCCUGCCUUAUGAUGUUUUGAAUCUACAUUUAAAAGACUUCUUUGUGGUCCAUAAUAGAUAUGGUUUGGUGUACAUUUUGUAUAACCUGUUUUUUUUAGUGCGUCUGCAAGAUGUUCAACUCCGGAUGCGUUACCAGAUUGCAAAUGAAACCAUGCCCCACUUUCUCCAAAAAUAUCGUAAUGUAUCUUUUGAAAAUGUACACUGUUUAAAAAUAUACCUCGAAGUUGUCAUCUCAAUUUCUUUUCAAGACACGGUCGAAAAUAAACUUCAUAAACAUUACAUAGCUGUAUCAGGUCAAAAAAUUAGGUACACCUGCACAAUCGUCGCUCAAUUAAGACUGCACAAAAAACGCUGCUUUUACCAGCAUUGAUGUCACUGCAUGUCCCACGUCGGCGUUAUUGUGCACACGGCAAGAUUAGAUGAGAAUAAUACUUUAUCCGUCCUUUUUUUCUGUUUUCUCGAAACCAAUAUCCAAAUAGGAAUGUCCACCUCCCUCUGGUGUCACAACAUAGCCAAGCAGCAAAAGAUGAAACUCAUCAUAGACCAUCUUUAUGCACAAAUAAACAUGAUUUUAUUCUUUUUUUUGAACCCCUUCAUUCUUGUGGCACCACCUAAAGCAGUGUUUCUUAGCCAUAGGGCCUGGGCCCAUUGUUGGGCCGUGAGCAACCCCUAGAGUUCAGCCAAAAGAUAGAUCUCUUUCUCAGCUGUGGUCUGUAUGGGCUGCAGCGGUGCUCAAUUGUAAUACUCUUUUCCACCACUUGUGGCAGUAAUGACAAUCUCAAACCAACAGAAGAAAUCUUAGCUAAAGUCAUAGAGAAGUUUCUUAAGCGUGAAAAAUGAUGGCUAAAGUGGUGAAGCUGUAUUUAUAUUUGCACUUUAAUGUUAUUAACAGUUUAAUUGAGACAAGGGGAACUGCACUUUUUUGGAAUUGUCCCUAUUGUUUACAAUCAUGAAAGACAAGAAUACAAACGUUCUGUAUCGCAGUCUAACAUGUAAAAAUUGGCUCGUUCUAGGUAACUAGCAAUGCAGCUAAAAGGAGCAAUCAAUUCUACCUCUGAAUCACUUUAAAAAUGUAUUUAAAAACUAUCUGUCAGCAAUACUUCAUUUACGUUUCGUAACCUGUAUAGAAACCAAGCUGUAGCAACAUUGUUAUUGUAUAAGCUAGCUUCUACAACAACACAAAAUGCCUUUGAGUGUGUAAUGCACAACACUGCGAUAUGACAACAAUAUGUACUGAUAGAAAACCAUGAACAAUCAUGUUUUGUUUUGUACACCGUCUGUCAUGAUACACACGACAUGAUGCAUGUAUCAUGAAUAAUAUAGUGUCACUCACUCGAUGGACAGUUGUCUGUUUGGUCCAGCUGGCCGGGGACGUUUUGUCAUUUAUCCAAAUACCACAUUUGCAGCUUUGUGUGUCACUCUGUUGGCUUCCGUCUGCUACAACGUUUCACCCUCGUCUUCCAGAAGCAGCAGUUCAUUCUUCGUUCAUUCAGGUUCAAAAAGAAAAGGUUGUGAAUCCUCAUUUGUCAAGCGUUUGUUUCCGAAAGUAGGAACACAUAUUUGUUGCCGGAUGUUGGAAAACAAUGCACGGAAGAAUAAAAUGACCAAAAUACGGUAAAUAUUGUUAUGACAGGUCUGUUACUACAUUAUAUCUGGUGGCUGUUUACACACAGAAAUCCACCCCCCCACACCCUCCCGCCCCCAACAAAGCGUUGGAGGGUUUUGAAGUUGUUUUAGGGGGCUUCAAAGGCUACAAACUCCCAUUAGUCGCAUCUUCCAAGCAUUUUUAAUCAUCUUUAAAAUCCUAAUUAAAAAAAAGACAUGUGUUCUUGUCUCUCAAAAUGACUGUGAACGAAGUUCCCCUUUAAGAAACAUUAGUUAUUUAUUAUUAAUUUUGUUAAGAUGUACUCAUUUUAGCACUACGUCAUUUUAUGUAAAUAUAUUUGUCAUCCGUUUUUAUGAGUCCCUUCUUCUGCAGCAUAUUUGAUUAAUAUUUUGUAAUCAACUUGACCUAAACCUUGAUAAUAACCUGUGAUUAACACAUGGUUUCAUAGAAUUUUGACAACGCCGACCCUGAAAGGGACAAGCGGUAGAAAAUGGAUGGAUGGAUAUCCUGUUAAACUCUAAGUAGGUUAGAUAUACUGUAUACAACUAUUGAAUACGAUUAAAUCAAGAGUAAGAUUACAAAUUCAGUGUUAAUACUUGAGUUGUAAAGUUAAAGUUAAAGUACCACUGAUAGUCGCACACACACUAGGUGUGGUGAAAUUAGCCUCUGCAUUUGACCCAUCCCCUUGUUCACCCCCUGGGAGGUGAGGAGAGCAGUGAGCAGCAGCGUGCGCCGCGCUCGGGAAUCAUUUGGUGAUUUAAGCCCCAAUUCCAACCCUUGAUGGUGAGUGCCAAGCAGGGAGGUAAUGGGUCCCAUUUUUAUAGUCUUUGGUAUGACUCGGCCGGGGUUUGAACUCACGACCUACCGAUCUCAGGGCGCACCACAAGGCCACUGAGCAGGACAAGUAAUGUAGUGGAAAA
Molecule: messenger RNA, 5049 nt
Organism: Nerophis lumbriciformis (worm pipefish)
Lineage: Eukaryota; Metazoa; Chordata; Actinopteri; Syngnathiformes; Syngnathidae
Gene: lg08h14orf180
Product: linkage group 08 C14orf180 homolog
Biological process (GO): positive regulation of Golgi to plasma membrane protein transport
Cellular component (GO): trans-Golgi network; transport vesicle; plasma membrane
Molecular function (GO): connexin binding
Source: RefSeq, a predicted model, not a curated record